AUGUUGAAAACCCAAGUGCAGGAUUUGGUUUCUUUGGAGAAGCCAAGGCGGUCCGUCUCCUUGCCAUUAUCAUCCCUAGCAGAUGUCAAUGGUUUCUCUCGUAAAAGUUGCUCUUAUUAUAAACUUCCCGAAGAGCCCAUCAAGCUCACCGUUCGGAAACUGGAUGGCUCUUCCUUCGAUGUCAAAGCUAUAAAGUCGGCCACCAUCGCCGACCUCAAGCUGGCUGUUCAACAUGUCUUUAGUCAUAUGCCAAAGAAUGGUCCCGGCAAGAUUUCAUGGCCCCAUGUUUGGGGACAUUUUUGUUUGUGCUAUGGUGGCCUGAAGUUGCUCACAGACACUGAUCAUAUCAUGAACUAUGGCAUCAAGGACGGUGAUCAGCUCCAUUUUAUUAGGCACGUCUCUUCCAGCUAUAACCUGACAAAGAUUCAAUCCAAGAAAACGAUGGUUGCCCAAAACCAAUCAUAUCUGUCAAUGCAAACCUCCGCGGCUACUUUAGGUAUCGAACAGAACGGUGAAGAAGAUGAUAAUGAUGAUAACGUCGACAACGGGAGAUGCAAGACUCGCAACAAAAAGAAGCAAAGUAUGAUUGUACAACAAGAAUGCCAGUUUGGUCACUUAUGGAGGGGCUGGUCCUCUUUUUCAAGAAGGAAAGGAUCUAGCAAAGGCAGAGUUUGCCAGAGGAGAGACAGUCCUGGUUUUGUGGGGAAUUGUAGGAAACUAUUUCAGCUUUGGGGCACUGCAAAAUAUUCUCCGAAGCGCUAAUGAAGGGCAGACUUUGUCUAAAUGCAUUACUGCUACUGUUGCUUUGGGUUUGCCUUGUUCUGAAUUCUCAACACACUGUUUUGCGUCCCAACUUUUUACAAGUUUUGGAUUCAAAUUUAGUUCUGCUUUGGUAAAAUAUUAGGAUAAACUACUUAUU
Messenger RNA from Hibiscus syriacus, 919 nucleotides. RefSeq lists its product as uncharacterized. Gene Ontology annotation, cellular component: U12-type spliceosomal complex. Gene Ontology annotation, biological process: mRNA splicing, via spliceosome. The record is from RefSeq and is a predicted model, not a curated record. Lineage: Eukaryota; Viridiplantae; Streptophyta; Magnoliopsida; Malvales; Malvaceae. Bases 1 to 762 code for a protein of 253 amino acids. The transcript is spliced from 5 exons.